Molecule: messenger RNA, 1300 nt
Organism: Castor canadensis (American beaver)
Lineage: Eukaryota; Metazoa; Chordata; Mammalia; Rodentia; Castoridae
Source: RefSeq, a predicted model, not a curated record
CCUGUCCAAGUGCUGCCACGCAAUGGUGGCACUCAUCUACCCCUUCAGCUGGCAGCACACCUACAUCCCUGUGCUGCCGCCCGCCAUGAUCGACAUCGUGUGCUCGCCCACCCCCUUCCUCAUCGGGCUGCUGUCCAGCUCGCUGCCACUGCUCAGGGAGCUGCCACUGGAAGAGGUCCUUGUGGUUGACCUCAUCAAUGAUCGGUUCCUCAGACAGAUGGACGAUGAGGAUUCCAUUCUGCCCCGGAAGCUUCAGGUGGCCCUGGAACACAUUCUGGAGCAGAGGAAUGACCUGGCCAGUGACCAGGAUGGGGGGUCCCUGGACUGCACAUACGGCCCUGAGUCCAGUCCCUUGAACGAGGUGGUGUCUGAAGCCUUUGUUCGCUUCUUCGUGGAGAUCGUGGGUCACUACUCCUUGUUCCUGACAUCAGGGGAGCGUGAGGAGAGGACCCUACAGCGGGAGGCCUUCCGCAAAGCCGUGUCCUCCAAGAGCCUCCGCCGAUUCCUGGAGGUCUUCAUGGAGACCCAGACAUUCCGCGGCUUCAUCCAGGAGCGGGAGCUACGUCGGCAGGAUGCCAAGGGUCUGUUUGAGGUCCGAGCCCAAGAGUACCUGGAAACCCUCCCCAGCGGAGAACACAGCGGUGUCAAUAAGUUCCUUAAGGGACUGGGCAGUAAAAUGAAGUUUCUCCACAAGAAAUAACCUCAGCUCAGCUGCCAGGGAAACCUUCUCCUUGAGCUUCCACAGGCUUCAAACAGUUCCAGCAGCCUUUCUGCAAGGUUGGGCCCUGGGCUGUUCCAGGUGCUAGGAGAGUGACCAGGAUGGGUGCCAGCCACCAGCCCGGCCUGCAACCUACCCAGAAUUCCUGCUCCUCAGGAUGGCCCAGAAAGGGAGCUGCCAACCUACAAACCAUUGUCACUGUGUUUGGUUUUGGAUUUGGGGUUUUUUAAAUCUUGGAUAUUAAAAAGAAGAAAAGUGUUUGGAUGUUCUUUUCAUUUGCCAGGGCCAAGAAAAAUCUCUCCUGCUCUGUUUCAUGUCUUCUGGGCCGGUCUAGAGGCAGCUCUGGACUACAUGGAGGGAGAAGAUGGGAAGCAGUGGUGGUGACCAGAGAACAGGAUCAAGGUUCUGCCCUGGUUAGGACUGGGGGAAGGACUGGCUAUACCUACAGACAGUGCCCACAGGUUCAGGAUCCACCCUUCCUUUGCUGACGUGGAGGCCAGAGUAGGAGUGGCAGAGGUGUGUGGCAGUCCCCAGCAGGACAGGUUCUUCUGGACUAGUCAGUGAUGCCACCUGGUGGCAGAC